AAUGACGUCACCUCGAGCGGUUGCAUUCAAUCUGGUUGGACCUCCCCUUUUCAGUUGGCGAUGACGUCAGGAAGGGGGCGGGGCCAACCCAACCGCUGAAUUUGAGAGCAGCAGGAGCGACUAGCGAGGCUCUAACCAGAGGAAACAAAACACUGCUCUGCUGUCACGUUGUUGUCCCAAAGUGCUGCUUGGAAACGAUGAGGAGGAGAAGCAGCGGCAGUAACACCAGCUGGAGAAGUUCUAGCAGGAGGCGCAGUGAGAGUUUGCGUUUUGAUGAGUUCGGGUUUGCUCUGGCCAAGAGAAAGCAGCAGCAGGUUAAUCACCGAUGUCACGCUUACAGCUAUCCACAUCUGAGCUCGGUGAGGGUGAAGGAGCUGUGUGAGCUGCUCAGCUACUGGAGCGGAGCCAGCUUCAUCUGCAGGAGCCAGGUGGAGCGGUUCAUCAGGAUGGGGGUUCCUCCGAGCCUGCGAGGUCGAGUCUGGAAGUGCCUCCUCAAUGUUGACCACCUGAGCAAGACUAGUAACUUCAACUACCAGAUAUGUUUGUCUGAGGUACGAGGGCCCCUCGUGGAUUUGGGCGUCAGUGAGUAUGGGAUUUUGUCUGCAAUCGCCACGCUGAGCGACACCCAGAAUGAUCUGGAUCAGCAGAGCUCCAGCUGCUCUGAGCCCUGCUACUCAGUCGAUGACAUCACUCUGUUCAGACAGAUCGCUCUCGACCUGCAGCGUUCCUUUCCAACCCACCGGUCUCUGAUGGGGGAAAGCCCAGAAGCCAUCGAGGGUCAGGCUAAACUCUUCAGAGUCCUCAUCGCCUAUGCAAAAUACAACCCAGAGGUUGGCUACAGUCAAGGGAUGUCCUACAUAGCUGCAGUGUUGCUGAUGCAUCUGGGAGAGGAAGAGGCCUUCUGGGCUCUGACAGCCUUGCUGGAUAAACCAAAAUACCUGGCUGACCUGUUUGAUCUCAGCCUCACCAGGGUCCAACAUCAGGCGAAAGUCUUUGACCAGUUGUUGAAACACCGGAAGCCUCGACUUUUCCGGCACAUGGAAUCAGUGGGAGUCUCAUCUGUCCACUUUGUGAUGCCAUGGUUCCUCACUCUCUUCACUUCCCUUCCCUGCUGGGACACUGUUCUGGCUGUCUGGGAUCUCAUCUUUCUAUAUGGCUGCCCAGCUGUGUUUCGUACGGCUCUGACCAUCAUUGAGCUUCUGGAGCCUCAGAUAAUGGACCUGAAUGAUGUAGGAGCAUUAUUACCCCUGCUGUUAAGAGUACCUGUGGAUGUAGCCCAGUACAAUGUGUUGGUUCCUUCUCUGUGGAAUACUGAGGUCCAAGACUGGGAGAUUAAAUGCAUGAACAGCUUGGUGCUGGAUGAGGGCCAACAUGGACCUAAAGCAGAGGAUUUUGAAAAGCAGAAAGCCACACUUCCCAGUCAAGUUGGAGCAGGAAAACAGAAAGAAAGUCUGUCGACAUCAAGUGAGGGACAAAAGACAGCUGAAAGGGGAGGUUUCAGUGUGUUGACACGUAUCAUGCGCAUGGCACAGCGGUACCUUUGCAACCCUAUGGGCAAACAGCGUGUUGAAGAGAAGAGUUCACAACCACAGGCCACACCCAGGCGGCAGAGUCCUUCAACUGUGUACAGGAGUCAGACCUCAGCUUCAGUAACACAAUCUCAGAGCAGAUGGAGGAGGAGGAACCAGCAAAGGGGAAGUGUUCACCAGUCUGUUGUGCAGGGGAGCAGUGGUGCCAUUAACUUUGCUCCUGUCACAAGAGCAGCAGCUGGCUGUGGGAAAACUGAAAGAUGUGAACAAACCAUGAAGAGAUCUUUUUCAGGACCUGGUGGCAAGGCGGCCCUGCGGUCCAGCAACCACAGCGUCAUCCAUCACGUCAGAGCCAAGUCCCUCCGUCACAUCCGAAAUGGAAAGGGCCCACUUAGCCAAACUCCUCCCUGCUCUCCUCUCCCUUCAUCCCUGUGGCCAUCUACCCUUCCUCCAUCAUCCUCCAUCCCCGCUUCAACUGCUCAAACCACUGGUGCUUCUCCAAGUGGAGGGCAACAUGACACGACCAACACGGCCCUCAUCAGAGAGUUAUCAUGCAGACAUCAGACCAGUGUGCCCUUCAGGAACAUCAGAGAGUCGAAGCUGAUCUGACGCCGAUGAACGGAGAGGAAUGUAAUAUAACUGUGAACUUUCUUACCUAAAUGUUGUUGUGCUGUAAAGCGAGACAAGAAAGUCUUUGUUUUUAAAUUGUGUAUUACAUGUUGUCUUAUGUUAACACACACACUCAUGUGUGUUAAGUCCACAACUGUUUUUUAACUGAUGUUUCUAAUUGAUUCAUAAAGAAUGAAGACUUUUUUAAGUUAUUUUAGAUAAUUGACA
Molecule: messenger RNA, 2366 nt
Organism: Cololabis saira (Pacific saury)
Lineage: Eukaryota; Metazoa; Chordata; Actinopteri; Beloniformes; Belonidae
Product: growth hormone-regulated TBC protein 1-A
Exons: 15
Coding region: 198-2138 (646 amino acids)
Source: RefSeq, a predicted model, not a curated record